AUGGAGGGAACUGGCGUGCAUGAAGAAAAGCAGGAGGGCCGAAACGUGCCCGAACCAGAUGCUCGUACCGCCGAAGCCCGCCAGGCCGAUGUCUCGUCGCAGUACAUUGACGUGAAGAGCGUCUCGUUCAUCCUGAUCCUGGUCGCUCUGAGUCUGAGCAUCUUCUGCGUCGGCCUGGACAACAUCAUUAUCGCGACGGCCAUACCCGCCAUUACCGACGACUUCCACGCCCUCAACGACAUCGGCUGGUACGGCUCGGGCUAUCUUCUGCCCACCUGUGCCUUCCAGCUCUUGUCGGGGAAGCUCUACUCGCGGUACUCGGCCAAAUGGAUCUUCCUGGCGGCCCUGUUCAUCUUCGAGGUGGGCUCGCUGAUCUCGGCCGUUGCUCCCUCGUCGGCCGUCUUCAUCGUCGGUAGGGCCGUCGCCGGUGUCGGUGCUGCAGCGCUGUUCACCGGUUCCCUGGUCAUCAUUGCCACCAUCGUGCCGCCCGAGAAGGCGCCCGCCUUCCAGUCCGUCAACGCCGCCACCUUCGGCGUGGCGUCGGCGGUCGGCCCCCUGAUCGGUGGCGCCUUCACCGACAACGUAACCUGGCGAUGGUGCUUUUACAUCAACCUUCCCAUUGGCGCCGUCGCCGCACCGCUGGUGCUCUUCCUCAUCAGAACCAAGUCGCCGAGCCACGAUGAUUUGCCUUUGAUGCGGCUCCUGCGCAAGAUGGAUCUUGUGGGGUUGGGCUUGUUUCUCCCCUGUAUCGUCUGCUAUCUCUUGGCCAUGGAAUGGGCCGGCAUCGUCUACUCGUGGUCCCAGUACCAAGUAGUCGUUUCCAUCGUCUUCUUCGCCGUCUUGUUGGUGGCGUUCGUCGCGGACCAGCUGUUCAUGGGCGAAGAUGCAACCGUGCCUCCCCGAAUCGCCAGCCAACGUUCCAUCGCGGCCGUCUGCUGGUUCAAUUUCUUCUCGUUUGGCGCCUUCAAUACGGCCUUUUACUUCAUGCCCUUGUACUUUCAAGGGGUCAAAGAGACUAGUGCCGAGGACUCGGGGAUACGCAUGAUUCCUCUCGUGGUCAUACAAGUCCUCGUCAUUGUUAUAACCGGCAUUCUCACAGCCAAGACGGGCCACUACGUUCCCUUCUUCAUCGCCAGCUGCGUCGUCGCAUCCGUGGGCCUGGGUCUGCUUACGACCUGGGAGGUGGAUUCGUCAGCGGGCAAGUGGAUCGGCUACCAGUUCGUCAUCGGCUUCGGGCUGGGGAUGGGCAUGCAGCUGUUUGCUACGGUUGUGGGAGCGACUCUGCCCGAUCGGGAUGUUCCCACGGGAAUGGCCCUCACGACCAUGGCGCAGUUCCUCGGCGCCUCGAUCUUCUUGGGCGCCGGCAACAACAUCUUCAACACCAAGCUCAUCGAGUCUGUGGAUGCUCUCGGAAUUCCCGGGCUGGACGGGCACACUGUCGUCUCGGCUGGCGCCACCGACUUACGAGCCUCAGUUCCUGACGAGUACUUGCCAGACGUCCUGCGAGCGUACAUGGAGGCUUUGCGGUGGGCGUUCCGGCUGUCGCUUAUCUUGGAGUGUGUCGCGUUUUUGGGGGCCCUUGGGAUGGAGUGGAAGAAGGUCCCUGCCCACGAGUCCAAGACGGCCUCCAAUGAGACGGCCUGAUCACAUGCAGUAGAAUGCAAAGGUUGUCUAUUGUAUUGUUGAUCUAGUACUCAAUACCAAGGGACACAUGGGUAGUGGUGGAAGCAAGCGGAAUGUAUGGUACCGAGGAACCCUGGCAGAGGUAAAAGAAACAGGAUGUACGAUAGUGAGAAGUUGCGAAAAGUCCUUCAGACCCUGCCACCUUCGGAACUGGAUUGCACUUGCUGAAUCACGUCUCGCAGCUGGGCCCGGACCUGGGCAAUGCCGCUGACCGACCAAGCCACGGCAUUGCGCAUGAUGUCGUCCUCACCCUCAGCCGCAUCCGGGCGCCCCACUUCGGUGAGUUGGUCGAUGGCUUUUUCUGUCUUGCGGAGCUCGCGGAGUAGGAGAGCUCGGCGCAGGUCCGCCUGCUC
This is a messenger RNA of Chaetomium strumarium, 2036 nucleotides long. Its product is annotated as major facilitator superfamily transporter. NCBI's taxonomy places the organism in Eukaryota, Fungi, Ascomycota, Sordariomycetes, Sordariales, Chaetomiaceae. Gene Ontology annotation, molecular function: transmembrane transporter activity. Bases 1 to 1644 code for a protein of 547 amino acids. Gene Ontology annotation, biological process: transmembrane transport. The record is from RefSeq and is a predicted model, not a curated record. Gene Ontology annotation, cellular component: plasma membrane. The transcript is spliced from 5 exons.